Molecule: messenger RNA, 732 nt
Organism: Orbilia oligospora ATCC 24927
Lineage: Eukaryota; Fungi; Ascomycota; Orbiliomycetes; Orbiliales; Orbiliaceae
Exons: 3
Coding region: 1-732 (243 amino acids)
Biological process (GO): Golgi vesicle transport
Cellular component (GO): membrane
Source: RefSeq, a predicted model, not a curated record
AUGAACGGCGACGACCCUUUCAUCCAAGUCCAGCAGGACGUAACUGCGCUUCUACACACCACCCGCCAGCUAUUCUCCUCCUACCUGCGAAUCCGUUCCUUGGCGUCUAGUCGCACAUCUCCUGAACUCACUUCCGCCCAUUCCGAGCUCGAAGACGCUUUAGCAGACCUCGAAAUCGACCUCGAAGACUUGCGCCUCGCUGUAUCUGAAGGCGAACGGGAUCCGUAUCGGUUUGGACUUGAGGUCGAAGCAGUCGCCAAGCGUCGAAAAUGGCUUCGAGAGGUAGAAGGAGAGUUGAGCGAUAUCAAGGAGGAGCUGGGGAAGGAAGCUGCGAUUAUGGCUGGCUCUGCAAAGGGACGGCAACCUACCACCGUGGUAUCUUCAUAUGAUGACGAUAACGGAAGUAGAGCGGGCGACGACUCUUACACCCAGUUCGAACAUCUACAUCAACAGGAAUUAAUGCGGAAUCAAGAUGAUCAAUUAGAGAGUGUUUAUAGAACUGUGGGGAAUCUACGAAUGCAAGCAAAUGAUAUGGGUCGGGAGCUUGAAGAGCAAGCCGUUAUACUCGACGAAACAGAUGCUAUUGCUGAAAGGGUAGAUGGCAGGCUGAAGAAAGGUAUGAAGAAUCUAACCGAGUUUGCAAGAGCUAAUGAAGAUAAAUACUCCAGUUGCUGUAUUGCAAUAUUGAUAUUUGUUCUCAUCCUAUUGUUAGUGCUUCUAUUAGUAUUAUGA